Molecule: messenger RNA, 2735 nt
Organism: Podarcis muralis (Common wall lizard)
Lineage: Eukaryota; Metazoa; Chordata; Lepidosauria; Squamata; Lacertidae
Gene: DEXI
Product: Dexi homolog
Source: RefSeq, a predicted model, not a curated record
CACCCUCCCCGGCGCCAUCCAAUCCGCGCUCGGGAGAGGCGGGCCCCUGGCACUUGCGGGAACAGCUGCUUCUGCUACGCGGAGGGAAGUGAUGCGUCUGAGGAGUGUGGAUGCAGAAAGAGAGGGAGGGGGGGCGUCCCUUGGAAGAAAAGGGGGGCUGCGCUGAGCGGGGAGGAGCAGCGAGCCCCUUGCAUUGAAAAACGGGGCGGGAGCGAGCUUUUGCUUCUUUGAAGACUGGAGGGGGGUGGAAGAGGCGCCUCUGCAAAGCCUUCCCCCUCUUGCGGCGCAUCUGAGGCCUGAAAAGUGAGGGGGGAGCCAGUUGCAUGGAGGGGGGCUGCAGGGCGAAGUUGCUCGCUUGCACCGCCCGCUUAUGAGUGUAGAGAUUUGCAGAGGCUGGAAAGGAGAAGGAGGGCGCGCUGGCAUGGGGGGUGGGCUGAGGACAGCAAGGGCAUCGCUGGGGGGCGCCCUCUUCCGUUUGGAGACUGCUGCAGGGAGGGGUGGGCAGGUAGGUAGGUAGGCAGGCGAAGGCGCUGGGCUCUCUUUGAUUCCUCUGGCUGCUGCUUCUGCUGCUGCCCUCCCCCAGUCUCCAGCCUCCGCUGGGCCCGGGCCUCCUCCACGCUGGAUGCCCUCUGCCGCCUGCACCCAGCUGGAGCCGUGGGCCCCCCAUGCGCCGCCCCCGCUGCCGCCCUCUAUGUUCUACGUGGGCUUGUUCUUCGUCAACCUGCUGAUUCUCUACUACGCUUUCCUGCUGGAGUACAUCGCCCUCAACGUCGGCAUCGUCUUCCUGCCCGAGGACAUGGACCAGGCCCUGGUGGAUCUCGGGGUGGUCUCCGACCCGGCUCUGGGACUCUACGAGCUGGACAGCGAGGUGGAAGUGCUGGACGGCUACUGGGAAUAACUCGGGCCCCCUCCCCGAAAGAGAAACUGGCACGGGCUGGGAAGAGGAGCGUCGCUGCAUCCAGAUGUGGGCACAGCUGGACGGACCCUUUGUAGACUGCGAUGGGGGCACAGGGACAGCCUAGCUGGGCAGGUGCCAGGAAGCCCUCUGCCCCACCUGCCCCAGUCGUGGGUUUUCUGCUUGAGCUGGAAAGACUGGGGAGAGGACCACCGACUUUUGGGGGUGCCAUGCUAAAGGCAGGCAAGACAGCGACGAGGCAGGAAGAGGGAGCCAGAGUUGGCACGGACGGACAGGGUCCCUUCGAGGCACUGAAAUUUGCACACGUUUUCUGCACAUGUGUAAAAGAAGCUGGGCGUGCCAGAUUACGGGGCAAGACGGCACGGUCGUGAACUUGCAUCUCCGCGAGAGGAAACGGCUUCCAGAGCAACGUGGGCUUCCUAACAGCCUGGCUGAGGAGGUCCUCAGCAUUUGCUUGUUUUUCAGGGAUUUGCCAUGAUUCUGCGGGAAACUGAUUAUGCACAGCUAUCAGAAUUUGCUUAGAGAUUCCAGAAGGGCUUCCAAGUCACGGGAAACACUGCCGGGUCAUUUUUAACGGUGAGCCGGGCUGCCAAUCACACGUCACAAACUUCCAGGGAAUGGAGAAGUCGUUGAUGCCGAUAUGUUGAGCUUGGUGGUACUAUCAGGAUAAGAAGCCUGAGACCAGGUGUGUGGUGAGAGGGGGACCAGAUAUUGCUAAACUACAAAUCCCAUCAACCCCAGCAAGCACAGCCAAAGCCCAGGGAUGAUGGGAGCUGCAGUUCAGCAAAAUCUGGAGGGCAAAGAUUUUCCGCACGCCUGCUAAAGUGGUUGAUGGAGCAGGAUGGGGCAUGGUUUUACACGGUGGGGGAGACUUACAAUUAUCCAGAUAUUGCUGAACUACAACUCCCACCAUCCCUGAGUGUCAACCAUGCUUGCUGGGGGCUGACGGGAGUUGGCACUGAACCACAUCUGAAAGGCUCCCAAUCCCUGUUUUUUUAAGGGGUGCUGGAAAAACCACUGUGAGAUCUCAAGAAGUAUUGCAAGAGAGCCCUGGCACAUUUUUGCACCGUCUGCACACAGUUAGAGGGUUGGUUUUGGCCGUCCCCCAACCUUGCAUGCGGUCCUGGGCCCAGUUUGCACCGACCGGUCUCACGAGGGUAGCCACCUUCGGUUCAGGACCUGGUGCAUUCCUUGUGCAUCACCAGUACAACUCUGCAAUGCACGUGAAUGGUUGCUUCAAAAAAAUCUCUGCCAUGUCGGAGUUUGUGUAUGGAAAGCUUGCGUGUCGUUAAAGGAGCCUUCUCCCUGACAUGUUAGAUUUCUGCAAGCAAGGGAGAGUUUGAUGUGGGAACACUUGCAUCCAGAGUUGUUACUAGCCCACAGGGACUGCAAUUUGCACCCUUCCUAAAACAUGCAGGAUCUGCUCUGCCAUCAUCAUAACCUCCCAGCCGACAAUCUGCAUUUGCUGUUGAUGAGCUAUAGAACAGGUCACACUUUUCUGAAAGGGGGAAAAAACCCCCACCCUAAUCCCAUUAAGCUUCAGGAACUCAUUUCAUAACCCUCAAAACGUCGCCUUUUAAAGAAUAAAAAAAUGAAGAGAAUUGCAGGGAGUCAGUGCGUCUGCCACACAGUGUUACGGGAAAGAAUUGCUUUUGUAAGUAUUUUUGUAAUUUUGGGAAAGGAAGGGGGUCUUGUUAAUUCCCACGUUAUUUUGCCUAGUGUUGAAAUGCAGUUCUUAUGUUUAAAAAAAUAAUAAUGUAAAAAGCAAUAUAUUGAUAACCAGCCUCUUUCAAAUACACAAGUAUGCAGGUCAACUGAU